This is a messenger RNA of Solea senegalensis (Senegalese sole), 3555 nucleotides long. RefSeq names its product potassium channel, subfamily K, member 10a (gene kcnk10a). Gene Ontology annotation, molecular function: potassium ion leak channel activity. NCBI's taxonomy places the organism in Eukaryota, Metazoa, Chordata, Actinopteri, Pleuronectiformes, Soleidae. Gene Ontology annotation, biological process: stabilization of membrane potential; potassium ion transmembrane transport. Gene Ontology annotation, cellular component: membrane. The record is from RefSeq and is a predicted model, not a curated record. The coding region runs from base 359 to 2083 and encodes 574 amino acids. The transcript has 7 exons.
CGGAUCCUGUUGUGAUCACUCUCAGUGUUGCCCUGCUAUUACAACCUAACGUGAAUACGCUAGAGAGGACAAACCUGCACAAUGUAAAGGUUAGAUUUCUUUAAUGGGCACCGUGUCCCGCUGCGCGCCCACGGAUGGUGUUUACUACACACUGCAGACGGUGAUGCGGCGAUCAGUGGGUGUGCGCUUCUUAACACCGAACUGCAUCCAGCAUCUACAGCAGCAGCAGCAGCUGAGGGAGCGAUGUGUUUUUACUCCCUGCUCUACCACAUCCUCUCUCGGUUAAAGUGUACGGAUCCGAGCUACAGAACAGAUUAAAACGUUUAUUUUCCGCAGCAGCAACAGUCAACGAAUCAAGAUGAAAUUUCCCUCUGAGAAUCCAAGAAAACCAGGGAGCAUGAACCCUCCACCAGUGCCAGUCCAGACCAACUUGGUCCCCCCAAAGAAGGUGCAACCGGGCAUGCUUCAGUCCAGCCUGGUUCAUGCCAGUGUUGCCACCAUGCAGAACCCAAUGGGCUGCUCCCUGCCGCGGCUCUCCGCUUCCCCCCGCCCCCCCAGCGUGGUGGCCAGCAUGGAGGCGGCGGCUGACGGCUCUGCCCCGUUCACCAUGAUGAAGCUGAAGACGGUGCUGGCAGUGUUUGUGGUAGUGGUGGCCUACCUGGUGGCAGGGGGUCUGGUGUUCCAGGCACUGGAGCAGCCCUUUGAAAACAACCAGAAGAUUGCCAUCACAGCAGAGAAGGCUGCCUUCCUGCAGAAACACCACUGUGUGACCCCAGAUGAGCUGGAGGCAAUCAUAAAGCACUCUGUGGAGGCUGUGAAUGCAGGAGUGAAUCCCGUUGGUGACACAUCCUACAACUCCAGUCACUGGGACCUGGGAAGUGCCUUCUUCUUUGCUGGGACUGUCAUCACAACCAUAGGUUAUGGGAACAUUGCCCCAAGCACAGAGGGAGGGAAGAUCUUCUGCAUCCUGUAUGCAAUAUUUGGCAUUCCUCUAUUUGGUUUCUUGCUGGCAGGCGUCGGGGACCAGCUUGGUACAAUAUUUGUCAAAAGCAUCGCCAAGGUGGAGAAAAUGUUUCGGAACAAACACAACCAGAUCAGUCAGACUAAGAUCCGUGUGGCCUCCACCCUUCUCUUCAUCCUGGCUGGCUGCAUCCUCUUUGUCACCAUCCCAGCAGUGAUCUUCAAAUACAUAGAAGGCUGGACAGCUCUGGAGUCCACAUAUUUUGUGGUCAUCACUCUGACAACAGUUGGAAUAGGUGACUAUGUGGCAGGGGGAAACCGACGGAUCGAGUACCGGAAGUGGUACAGACCACUGGUGUGGUUCUGGAUACUGGGUGGUCUGGCCUACUUUGCUGCUGUGCUCAACAUGAUCGGUGACUGGCUGAGGGUCCUGUCAAAAAAGACAAAAGAAGAGGUUGGAGAGAUCAAGGCUCAUGCAGCAGAGUGGAAAGCAAAUGUACGUGCAGAGUUCCGGGAGACGAGACGGCGUAUGAGUGUUGAGGUGCAUGACAAGCUGCAGCGAGCUGCCACAAUCCGUAGCAUGGAGAGACGGCAGCUGGGCCUGGACCAGCGCGCCGUGUCCCUGGACAUGCUUUCCCCUGAGCGACGAGCAGUCUUCAACAGUCUGGACACUAACACUUACAAGACAUCAUCCCAGGAGAGCAUUGAUACCAAGCUGAACAACCUCCGGCUGCGGGGCGCUGAGCACUGCGAUCGAAGCUCUGACCACCAAACCACGUCUGAGGACAACAUUUUUAAUCGCCUGGGUUCCGUCACCAAGUUGGCCAAACGCAACAGGAACAGGGACCUGAAGAAGAACAUCCCGGACGAGGCUCGCCGGCCUCACAGUGAGGCCUACGGCUGCUUAAUGCCCACUUUUGACUGCAGUGCAGAAGAAGGGAAAAGGAAGGAAGAAGGAGAGGAUGAGCUUGAAGACAAGGAGUGCAACACUAGCUUGUCUGAUUUCCCACUUUUUGUGGAAAUAUGCAAACCACAGAAUGGGUUUUUACUAGAGCAGACCAAAGAGAAUGAGAGCGAGGAAACACUUGAAGCAAAAGAGCUGCAUAUUCACAUGGAUCCAUAGACCGAGUGCUCUCCUGCAAGAGGAGCUUUUAAACGUCACCAGUAGUGCCUUAAGUCUCCCUGACUCCUGUGUGUUGAAGCAGGGACCGUCCCUGUCCCUUUGUGCUACAUAUUGUAAUGUUCACACUAUUCACUGGGCCCUAUGGAUAUAAUAGUCACGCAUUGUGUUUAUAAACGUAAGACAUGGUCAGGUCUCUGCAACUGUGCUAUGCCAAAUAGUUGUUCGCUACUAGGUGUCAAUUAAUAACACACAUCUUACGUCUGUAGCUGUGGCCAUUAUUUCUCUCAGUUAUUUUAACACUGUACUGAGCUAAAGUGAUGUCAUGUAAUGCAACAUAUGACAAACGUGAUGACAUGGACCAACAGAACAAGUGCACCUACCUACUCAGCUCUCCCUAUGUGUCACUUCUGUAGCAUUUGUGUAUUGUGCAGAGAUGACCCUGUUGACAUUUGUUCAGUCAGUGGUUAGAAAAAUAUCUCAAAAUUGUAUUAGUCAGACUAAAACCAGACUUUUAAAAUACUAUUAAAAGUAUUAUACUAUUAAAGUAUAUUAUUAAAAAUACUGAAUAAACAUGUAAUCCAGCUGAAAGUUUACUUUAUUGAAUUUUCCAAAGUUUGACUAACACCCAGAUGAUGCCACUGGGAGUUAAAUCACUAUUACGUGUGCAGUAUGUUCAACAACUCAAAAUGUUCCACAGUUCCUGCUUCAGGAAUUUGACCCAGGUAUAAAAGUAGAAGUCAUUACAAAGAAGAACAUGAAGCCACACUGUUGCUUUUUUGGACUGAUGAUGACACUGAAAUUAUGAUCUGUAGACCAAUCAGAAAGAAUCAGAAAAUCAGAACAUCAUUAUCGUGAUUGUAACCAGUACAGCGGAAAUUUUAAGUGCAACCCUAUUCAGUGCAAAAAUAAUAGAACAAUAUGAAGCAAAAGGAAGUGAAAAUGAUAAUAAACUAGUGGAAAGACACAGCUGAAGUCAACCAGAACACACUUUCUAAUUCUAAGAAGCUUAGAGGGGGCCUAUUGCCACUGAGAGUACAUUACAUUACAUUACAUGUCAUUUAGAGUAACAUAGCCAGGGACAAAUGAACAAUGAAUUGAAAAAAGGACAGUAGAUAAAUUAAAUGGCAAAGUUCAGCUGCAACCUUAGCUUGACUUAACUGUUCAUGGAAAUAAAUACUUACUAGCAGUGCUCUCCUUUGUUUUCUUCUUCUGUGUGUUAUACUUUCAUUUGUAGCAUUAGAGAAGUUGAACUUUUUUUCUCAUUUGUUACAAUAACCUGUAUACACUUGUUUUUGACUAUUAGGAAGUUCUAUGCUUGUCAGCGCUGUUGGUUUUUUUGUUUGUUUUUUACCAAUGAUGUUGGUUUCAUUCACUCAAUCACUUACAUUUGAAACAUUUGUUACAAUUCUAACCAACACGUCAUCUUUGUGUUGACUUAAGUACUUUCCACCUAAUUUGUGUUUUACUUUACA